Messenger RNA from Tauraco erythrolophus (red-crested turaco), 864 nucleotides. Lineage: Eukaryota; Metazoa; Chordata; Aves; Musophagiformes; Musophagidae. The record is from RefSeq and is a predicted model, not a curated record.
AUGUUGAACCACACAACAGUCACAGAGUUCCUUCUCUUUGGCUUCCCCUCCCUCCACCAUCAGGAGCACCUCAUGGCAAUCGUUCUCCUCAUUUUGUACCUGGUGAUCUUAGGGGGAAACCUGCUGGUCAUUUCCUUCGUUCUUGCUGAAAGAGACCUCUACAGGCCCAUGUACUUUUUCCUCUGUAACCUCUCCUGUUUGGAGAUCUUCAUUGCAACAUCCAUCAUACUCAAAGCUAUAGGAAAGUUGCUGAUGGGCAGCAAAGCCAUUUCCUACCCAGGCUGCUUAACUCAGUGCUACUUCUACUCCCUUCUGGGCUGCAUUGGGUUUGUCCUUCUGGCUGUCAUGUCCUAUGACCGCUAUGUGGCCAUAUGCCACCCUCUUCAGUACCCCAUGCUCAUGAGCAGUCAACUUUGUCUUCAGCUACUGUUGGGCUCAUGGGCUGCAGACUUCCUGGCCACCACUGUCUCCACUGUCCUGGGGACGCCCUUCUGCAAUGCCAAUCAUAUCAACCACUUCUUCUGUGACAGUGCACUUUUGAUCAAGUUGUCCUGUGCAGAAACACAGACUGUUGAGCUGAUCACCUUUGUGGUCUCAUCCAUCGUCCUCCUGGGUUCACUAAGUAUGACAGCAGUGUUCUACCUUUACAUCAUUAACACCAUACUGAGGUUGCCCUCAGCUUCCUCACGGCACAAAACAUUCUCUACCAGCUCCUCACACUUCUCCAUCAUCAUAUUGGGCUACGGUAGCUGCAUUUUCAUCUAUGUCCAGCCUUCAAGUCACCACAUUUCCUAUAACAAGGCUGUGGCCCUUCUCAACACAGUGGUCACUCCUUUGAUGAGUCUCUUUAUUUUCAGACUGAGG